Messenger RNA from Diatraea saccharalis (sugarcane borer), 396 nucleotides. Lineage: Eukaryota; Metazoa; Arthropoda; Insecta; Lepidoptera; Crambidae. The record is from the annotation of a GenBank genome assembly.
AUGCCGCUAUUCAGCAGCAAAUUUACUGCUAAAACUAUACCAGUAAGAAAACAAGAUACAUCGGUGAUUAAAAAUGAGUUUGGUAGUGAUUAUGCAUCAAAAGAAUUAUCACUUGAUAUCGGACCACUGACACUGAAAUUAGGAGAUUUUGAAGUGUCUUUUGAGGAAGGCCAAUGGAUUCCAGCAUCAGGCAAAGCGGGAGUGGCGCACAAAGAAAAUCUGAGACUUAAAAAAGAACUAGAAAGACUAGAAGAAGAAAACAACAUGCUGCGUCUCAAAUUUGAGAUUCUGUUAGAUAUGAUGACUGAUAAGACUGUGGAAGCUGAACAGCAAGAAUUACAAAGAGCGCAAAGUAUGGGUUCUUUAAAAACAAAAAGUAAAAAACAUAAAUGGUAG